GGGUAAAUUUGAAAUGCAACCACUUCCAAUGCUAAACUGCUAGCAAUACACUCAACUGAAGACAGUCAGAUGGAGCGUUAAAGGUGGAUACAUAAUUGACCUUUUUUAAAAAUCGUCCAGAAAAAUAUUAAAAACAGUUGACGAGGACUCGAGAGUUAUAACAUGGAACCCGCUGUAAUGAACCUUCAUAGCUUGUUUGAGAAUCUUCGAGCCCACGUCGACGUCCUCAAUGAAAGUAUUGAGCCUCAGUUCAUUCAGAUGGCACUGAAUUUUGAGGACUGUCGUCAUAAAUGGCUGAGAGUGGAGCAGGAGUUGGCCUCUUGUAAGGAGGUGCUUGCCAAAGCAGAGACUGAGAGGGGUGCACUGGAGGUCAAGCUUAAACAUGCUCGCAACCAAGUGGACGUAGAAAUCCGCAGACGACAAAAAGCUGAAUCAGACUGUGAAAAAUUGGAUCGUCAGAUCCAACUCAUUCGAGAUCUGUUGGUCACAGAGGGUUCCAGUACCAGUAUCCAGUUAAAUGAUGAACAGCGGUCAGCUCUGGCUUUCCUCAACGCACGCUCACAAGCACCUGUCAACCUUAACAGCAGCCGAAGACUGGCCACUAUUGACGAAUCAGCCUCGAUUUUGUCGGAUAUUAGCUAUGAUAAAACUGAUGAUUCAUUGGACUGGGACUCCUCUGUUGUCAAAACUGUUCGACUGAAGAAACGUCAGAAGAGACGCUCCUCCAGAAACCAUACUGAUGGGCCUCCUGCUGCUGCCAAGAGGUCCCGGUCCACAGGCCGCACCUCUGAGAAAGGAAAUGAGUCUCUAGUGGCCAAGACCACAGUGACUGUGCCUAACAAUGGAGGUCCCAUAGAGGCUGUCACCACUCUUGAAGCUGUGCCUUACUGGACCAGAAGCAGGAGAAAGACUGCUGCCAUGGUUUGGGACACAGCAGACACGGAUUCUGUGCAGUCUGUAGAAAUAUUAAAACGGACUGAGAUCAAAGCAGAGCCCAGCACACCGCAGAGCGGUGGGGGUGUUCGUCUACAUGAGUUUGUUUCCAAAACGGUGAUAAAGCCCGAGUCCUGUGUUCCUUGUGGGAAGAGGAUCAAGUUUGGAAAAAUUUCUCUUAAGUGCAGGGACUGUCGCGUGGUCACCCAUCCUGAGUGUCGAGAGCGCUGUCCCCUGCCCUGCAUCCCUAACGUAUCUGGGACUCCAGUAAAAAUUGGAGAGGGCACUCUUGCAGACUAUGUCUCAGUCACCUCCCCCAUGAUUCCACCACUGGUGGUCCACUGUGUGAAUGAAAUUGAGCAGAGAGGCCUACACGAGACUGGUCUGUACCGUCUGUCUGGUGCUGACCGAGUGGUGAAGGAGCUGAAGGAGAAGUUUCUGCGUGGAAAGUCUGUUCCUCUGCUAAGUAAGGUGGAGGACAUCCAUGCUAUUACCGGCCUCCUCAAGGACUUCCUGAGAAACCUCAAAGAGCCACUGCUCACCUUCGGCCUCAACAGUAAUUUUAUGGAGGCAGCAGAGUUAGCUGAUGAAGACAAUUCCACUGCACUGAUGUACCAAACUAUCAGUGACUUGCCUCAGCCAAACAGGGACACUUUGGCCUUCCUGAUCAUCCACCUGCAGAGAGUUGCCCAAAGCCCUGAUACUAAGAUGGAUGUGACUAAUCUGGCUCGUGUGUUUGGACCCACUAUUGUGGGUCAUGGAGUACCUGAUCCAGACCCAAUGACCAUUCUGCAGGACACAAAACGACAACCUAGGGUUGUUGAACGCUUGCUGAGCUUGCCUUUAGAGUACUGGAGCCAGUUCAUGAUGGUGGAGCAGGACCACCAUCAAGCUCAUGUUGAACACAUGAUUAUUGAGAACACUAAUGUUUAUUCUACUCCAGACCAAAAAGUGAGUAUGUUUGGCCCCCUCACCACUCCAGAGCAGCAGAUGAGCAAGACUUCAUCUUCUAGUUCUCUAUCUCAGCGUAUGAGGAAUGCUACACUAGGUGUCAUCACUCCUAAGUUUGGUAGCAAAAGCAAAUCUGCCGUCAGCUUCAGUCGCCAGGGGAACUUCUUUGCCUCUCCUCUGCUAAAGUAGCCAGCAAAAGGCCGAGGGCAUCUAGAGCUGCCCCUGACAAAUUUUUCAGGAUGUAGCUGCUUUACUCUGCACAAUUAAUCUAUAUCUACAAUUGGUGUCUAGAAAUACAAAUGUUUUAAUCAUAUUUGCUUUUAUAUUUUCAUGCAUUUUUAUAAGUUUCAACUGAUCACACAUUCAACCAAAAGGAUAGCCAAAAAUAUGCACUUCCAUUGUCAGGUCAGAGCAAGAGUGUGUGGGGGUGGGGGAGUUCUUUAUCAAUAAGCCCAAAAUUGAUAGCGUCAUAUUUGUACAUACUAUAAUGAGGUUUUCCCAGACUCAUUUAAAUAUGUUGUAUUUUACAUUCCUAUGCGAACAUCUGCUCCAUUUUGUGUGUAUUUACUUUUUUUUUUUUUUUUUGUGCAUGAGAUAAUGCCUGACAAAAUGAGACCAUGCAAAGUGGUGUUUCCUCCAGCCAGCAUGCUAUUUUCUGUGUCAUUCCAUGGCUAUUUACUUGUGUUUAAAAAAUGUAUGUUGUAUGUUAUGCUGACUCAUUAUUGGAUUGUAUGAAAAUAGCAAACUAAUUGUCUAUUUCACUGACUUUCUUUCUCUCCAACCCCACAGAGUACCAUUAUCUUUCUGUUAUGGCUAUGUGUGAGAGAGCUUUAUCUUGCUCUCUUCCUGUCUCUUUUAAUUAAUCCAUUUCAUCCACAGUAGCCUAUAAAUAUUUCCUUUACACAUUCAA
This is a messenger RNA of Pangasianodon hypophthalmus (striped catfish), 2794 nucleotides long. RefSeq names its product Rac GTPase activating protein 1 (gene racgap1). Bases 163 to 2073 code for a protein of 636 amino acids. The transcript has 17 exons. Gene Ontology annotation, biological process: signal transduction. The record is from RefSeq and is a predicted model, not a curated record. Lineage: Eukaryota; Metazoa; Chordata; Actinopteri; Siluriformes; Pangasiidae.